UACUUCAUCAACUACCAUUUUUUUUCCAAUACAACCCGCAGGGCGAGCCAACGCAAGGAACCCUGAAAGAGUAUCUCUCAAGGAAUUUUUAAUUUCCCAGUACAUCCUUAAAUAAAACGUAUGUGCGUCCCCUCAAUCGAAUUGUCCUGGUCGCAAAGUCUUUGAUCUACCAAAGUCAGGUGCUAACUUUUUCUUACAGUUAACUCAAUUCCAAACCAAAAUUACAAUGGCUGAGGAACAAAAUGAAUCCGCUGCCUGGCCCGUCGGUAAGAUGUUAUGAUAUUUCUGCAAAUUGAUUGCUUUUACUAACAUUUUACUCUACAGCCGACAGCACUCUUUCCCAAGAGAUCCUCGACCUCGUUCAACAAGCUCAACACUACCGUCAAUUGAAGAAGGGAGCUAACGAGACCACCAAGACUCUCAACCGUGGAAUCAGCGAAAUUGUCAUCCUCGCCGCCGAUACUGCCCCAUUGGCCAUUCUCCUCCAUCUCCCUCUUCUUUGCGAAGACAAGAACACCCCUUACGUGUACGUACCAUCCAAGACUGCUUUGGGACGCGCAUGCGGUGUUAGCAGAGCUGUUAUCGCUGCCAGCAUUACCACCAACGAGGCAUCCGACUUGAUGGGUCAAAUCAGAAGCUUGAAGGACAAGGUCGAAAGACUCCAAAUCUAAGCUCUGAAUGAUGGGGAUACAUUAGCUGGCGCUACACCUUAACUGCGUGAUGGCGAUUGGCAUAGGUGUAGGGAGGAGAAAAGCUAUGAGUUACAUUGAACUAUAGGACAGAAAUCAAGCUUGUAAACAUGAUCACAAGUUACAAUAUAAAUUCAUUACUGGGAAACUCAUUUUUUAAUUGUGACGGCUUGGCUUCCUUGGCUCCUCCUUUUUCAUACACUUUAUUCAAAAACUCGAAUUUUCUUCCGAGCAUCAACUCUUCCCUCGGUAA
This is a messenger RNA of Sclerotinia trifoliorum, 942 nucleotides long. NCBI's taxonomy places the organism in Eukaryota, Fungi, Ascomycota, Leotiomycetes, Helotiales, Sclerotiniaceae. The record is from the annotation of a GenBank genome assembly.